AAUGAGUUGACCGUACAGACAGAUGGUCCGGCGGGGCCCCACAAUGCUGAGUAAGCACCCCAGCGGCCUGUGCAACACAAUGCUGUGUUGUGCCAGCCCUGGCCAGCCUGCUGAUUUUGAUGAUAUCAGGAUGGCUGGCUCGGCGGCCACUGUCCUCGAUGUCUCCGCGCUGCUCCACUGGGAGCCGUUGUGUGGCCAGCUGACAACCACAAGAUUCCCGUACCGCACGUCCUCACUAGCAUGGUCCGAGUCGCGGUGCCAACAAGUGACUCUGAUCCGGCGUCCGAAUAUGCUGACCUCACCUUGGGAUGUCUCCAGUGUGUGUAAGGAGCCGAGACGAUUGCCUGCAGUAGCAAGCCAAAGAGUGGCCAACUGUUGGCUGGUUGUGGACCUUACGUUGGCUUCAGGUGGUCGAACCAACGACCUGCCAUGGACUGUUAUGCUGGCACUCCGUCUGUCACUGCAUGUAGCACGGUGGUGUGACACUCCCCACCAUCCAGGAGAGCUGUCACACUUGAAUGCAUCUAAUUAGAAAACGGCACCUAUUUAUACUCAACUGUGCUCCUCUGCUUUGCCAAAUGCGCCACUUUGCGUCACGAAUGCGUAACACUUAGGGUGCCAAGUGGCCCCCUUCUGCCUGUGACUUGGGCCAUGAAAACAGCUGUGUGUGCCUUCUAUGGCAGUUCUACCACUGUGGCCUCAAUUUCUCUUCGCAACUGCUGGUAUGCAUCUCACUUCAAUCUGGACUGCACCUGGCUGUAACUUGUGCUCAGGGUACCACACAAAACUAACUUUCCCUAUCCUAACUGGUGGUGCCGCUACAUUUUAUACGAGCAAAAUUCAACUUGAGCUUAUUCAGCUCAGAGCAUGUCAGUUAAGAAUAUCAGCAAACAGAUAUUUUCACUAACAUACACAUUAGAAGCAACUUUGAUAAAUUAAGGCACCUUCUCUUUGUUGCCACAUACUUAAUAUCUUAGAUGCAAAACACAAUGAAACUUUUGAACACUUGUUAAUUGAAAUGAGAGUAAUGUAUUAAUCAGAUAAAAUCGUUUUGUUUUGUUUGUUUCUCCAGUAAACGUAAAUAGUGCUACACUUUUAAAUUUACGUUUCAGUUGUUUACUGAAACUUACACAGAGAACUUAUAAUAGUAACACCGGGUUGUGUGGGUGAUUUUGUGCUUUAUGUAUUAUAUUUUUGUACUUGUUUUGUAAAUAAAACUUUGUCAUUACGCUACAGUAAA
Molecule: messenger RNA, 1240 nt
Organism: Schistocerca gregaria
Lineage: Eukaryota; Metazoa; Arthropoda; Insecta; Orthoptera; Acrididae
Exons: 2
Coding region: 23-532 (169 amino acids)
Source: RefSeq, a predicted model, not a curated record